Paramecium sonneborni is the source of this 4105-nucleotide messenger RNA. NCBI's taxonomy places the organism in Eukaryota, Ciliophora, Oligohymenophorea, Peniculida, Parameciidae. The record is from the annotation of a GenBank genome assembly.
AUGUUAUCAAAAAAGAGUCUAAUUUCUUUAAUGGGAUACGUUCCUGCAUUGGUUGUUUAGUAUUUUGCAUAGCAUGAAUAGUAUAAAAUAUCUGAUUGUUGAGAAUUAAGGAAUUACCUGCAAAAUAAUCAUUUUAAAGUGUUGUAAUGUUCACAGAUGUUUCAGGAUUUACGAAUUUGACAGAGAGUCUUUCAAAAAUAGGAAAUGAAGGCCCAGAAUUAACAGCCUUUGUAAUAAAUAGAUAUAUGGAAUUAUUGGUAAAGGCAAUAAGUUAAAGUGGUGGUGAUAUCUUAAAAUUUGCAGGAGGUAAAUUAUAUAUUAAUUCUAGAUGCCAUGAUAGUUGUAUGGCCUCCUUCUUACAAAACGAAUAUUGUACAAAUUCAUGAAGAGUUACGUUUGACUUGCAGAAUGGCACUUCAAAAUGCAUUAGAUAUUUAAAACAAAUUAAAUGAUACAUGCAUAUUGCCAGAUUUAAAGUUAUCAGUAAAAAUAGGAUUUGGAAUUGGAGAUAUAAACAUUAUAUAUGUAGGAGGAGUAUAUAAUCGAUCUGAGUAUUUAGCUACAGGGGAACCAUUAAUGUAAGCAUUUUAAAGUGAACAUUGUGCAAAGAAAGGAGGAGAAACAAUAGUUUCUAAGGAAGUAUAUGAAUUUGUUAAGGAUUAUUUUACAUUUGAAGCAAUUAAUCAUGAAAAUAAGUAAUUUUAUUUAGUAAAGAAAUUGAAUGCAUACAGCAAAGUUAAAUUAAAAGCUGAGGCAACUUUAAUUAAAAACUCUAUAAUUUUAAAUCCUAAGAUUUAGUAACAAUUAACAAUGUUUGUUCCUGCUGCACUUAAACCAUAUUUAGAAAUAGGAUUAGAAAGAUGGGGAAGUGAAUUAAGAAGAGUAACUACAAUGUUUAUAAAUUUGGGAAUAGAUUUGUCAGAUGCAAAAACAGAUUCAGGUUUAUAGAGAAUCUAAAAUGUAAUAAAGACAGUUUAAUAUUGUGUAUAUACAUUUGAAGGUUCUUUAAAUAAAUUAUUAAUGGAUGAUAAAGGUUCAACAUGUAUAGCUGUAUUUGGAUUACCUCCUGUUAGUCAUUAAAAUGAUCCAGUGAGAUCAAUUUAAUCAGCAUUUCUUUUAGAAUCUGAAUUAAAAAAAAUAAAAUGUAAAGUUGCAAUAGGAAUUUCAACUGGAGUUGCAUAUUGUGGAGUAGUUGGUACAUCUGGUAGUAGAAGAGAAUAUUCAGUCUUGGGAGAUUGUGUAAAUUUAGCUGCUAGAUUAAUGUAAAUAGCAACAUAACCAUUUUCACCUUGUAUUUUAAUUGAUUAAAUUACUGCAAGUGAUGCUUAGACUAAGAUUUAAUCUAUUUUUUGGAGUGAACGUAAAGUUAAAGGAAAAGAAAAAGGAGUGUUCAUUUAUGAACCAUUAGCUUUGUAAGAGGAUUUUAAGAAAAUCAAAGAUAUUAAUACUCAUCUUGAAUUUAGAAUGAUGAAUACUCAAUCUAUGGUUAGUUUAAGUCAUUUUAAUUCUUUAUACUCUUCGAAAUCAUUACAAUUUCACAAUAAUUUAUCAUCCAUUAUUGUGUUUGAUAAAUAUCAUAGUCAUUGUAGAGAAUAUGAUGAAGAACUUUAACCAGUUGGUCGAAAAAAAGAAAUUAAUUUAAUGCAAAAUUAUAUAUAAAAUUUUUUAGAUGAAUUUAAAUCUAAUAAAUAUGUUUAAAAUAGAUUUAUAUUAAUUAAUGGAGAAUUCGGUAUAGGUAAAUCAUUUUUAGCAAAAACAGUACUCAAAAAUAUUGAGACCUUAUAAAAUAAAGAAACCUUAUUAGAGAUUUUGAUAUCUUAAUUAAAUCCUUCUAGUCGAUCUAAAAUAUUAAAUUCAAUUAAAAUUAUUUUAAGAAAUAUUUUCCUUUCUUAUGCAUAAAAAGUGAAUAAGAAUGCAAAUAUUGAUUUAAUAUAAUCUAUUUAUGAAUGUGAUCCUCAUGUUGCAAAUCUAAUAAGUUAAGUUUUGAGUCUUACUGUCAAUGAUAUCAAGGCUAAUACAAUUAGAGAAGAUUUAACUUUAGCAAAAUCAAUUAAAAAAUUUGUUUAUAAACUAAUUAGCUUAUAUUUAGAAUAAGAAUAAAUCCAAAAUGAAAUAGAAAAUAAGGAUCAAGUAUAAGAGUACUAUUCUUAAGCUCUUAUUAUUAUGAUAGAUGAUUUGCAAGAUACUGAUGAUGGAUCAUUAUAUCUAUUAAAAUCUAUACUUAAAAAUUUUAAAAAUAUAUUAGUGUUAGGUUGUUUUAGGAAUAAAUUUAAGGAAUUUUCCUUUUUUGAAAACAAUUAUUCUGAAUGUUAAUCUGAAUUUCUAAAUAAAAUUAUUAAGUAGCAAAAAAAUAAUCUUAUUUUAAAUUUAAAAGGUUUAAAAAUGACAGAUUAAUUAUAAGAUUUAUUUGAAAAAUAUUUUAAGAUAAAAUCAUUUGUUUGUAUGGAAGAAGAUUAAAAAAAUUUAGAAUAAACCAUGUUUGCAAGAAAAAAAAGAACAUCAUCUAUAGAUGAUAUAUAUGAAAUGGUAGAAUUAUUAAAAAAAAUAAGAGAUCCAUUAAUGUUUUGGGAGUCAAAGCCUGAAUUAGAAGAGAUGGAUUUUAAUUCACUUUGUAUAAACUAUCUUUAUGUAAUAACUAGUGGACAUCCAUUAAAAUUGAUUUAUUUAAUGAAACAUUUAUUGGAGAAUCAUUAUAUAAUUCUUGAUGAACAAAGAAAUUUAGGAAUGGCUUCUAAAAAAUUUCGCACUUUAAUUAAACAUGAAGAAUGGUUAGGCAUUGAUGUACCAUUAAUGGCUGUUUAAAUUAAUGGUCCUUAUAUAGAUAAAUUAACUGCAAUUCAACAAUUAAUUUUGAAGUAAGCUUGUGUAAUAGGAGAUAUUUUUGAUAUUUAAACAUUAAGUUAUGUAAAUCCUUUCAAAGAUUAUAUAAAGUAAAAACUUUUGAUUAAUGAAUUAAAUUCACUUUAUGAAUAAGGUUUAUUAGAUAUAAUGAAUAUGGAAGUUGAAAAUAUUUAUUAUAGAUUUUAACACUCAUUUUUUAGAGAAACUAUUUAUUAAAGAAUGACUUAUGCCUAAAGAAGAUAAGCUCAUAAAAAUGUAGCAUUGGCACUUUAGAAAAUUCCUCAACCAUUUGACUAUCAUAAUAAUAAAGAAUAUUAAAGAAUGCAAUACCAUUGGACUUAAGCUUAAAAUAGAAAUUCAGUAAUUGUUGAUGAAGGCACAUUAUUGCCAAAAUUGACACUUUUCGAAAAAAAAUAAUUAAUAAUAAAAAAGAUUAAAUAAUUAUUGGAUUCAAAUAGAAGAAAUGUCUUACUUAAAUCUGGAUAUAUUAAUAAAAGAUCUGAGAAAGGUUUAUAAUGGAAUUGGAGAUUUUGUGUUAUUUCAAGUGAAUAUUUAAUGUAAUUUAAUUUAUUAUAAAUUAGUGUUUCCUAAGAGGAUGAUAAUCCAGAUCAUAUAUUGACUAUAUAUUUAAAACACAUCUAAUUAAUAGAGAGAGAAUUUAACUCAUAAUAUUUUACUUUGACAAUAACUACUUCGUAAUGGAGUAGAGGGAAUUAAGUUUUUGAGAAUUAUAGAAAAGUUUAAUUUGCUCUAGAAACAGAAGAUGAUAUGAAUGAGUGGGUUACUUAUUUAGAAUUUGCAAAAGCUUAUGCUAUUUAUAUGGAUUUUGUAAAUAAUUUUGGAAAAAUUUCAUUUCCAUUGUCAUCAAAUGAAUAUGAUUUUUAAUUAAAAACAGAAUUAUAACAUGAUAAUAGAAGAACUGCUAGAUUGGGAUUAAUAGAUUCUAAUAUUGGAUCUGAAAAAAUCUAAGUUAGACAUACUAAAGCAUCUACAAGCAGACCUACAAUGCAAAAAAAGCACAAACCUAGAAAAUCAAGUUUAUUUGCUGAUGGAUAUAGAGGAAGUACAUCAAGUUCUUAAUAGAAUACUUCAUUAUGUAAACUAUUUUAUAUUCUCUUUAGAAUAAUAAAAAGGGUAUGAUUAAUCAGAAUUAGUAUUAAAUAUUAAGACUUUGUUAUUAAAUGCUUAGUUGCAAUUAUUAGCUCUAAUUGUUAAUAAAGCAACUAAUUAAAAAUAAAUUAUACUUGGUUAAAAACUUAUUUGA